AUGACAGGAAAAAUUACAUCUACAGAUAAGACCUUGACUCCCCUUGGAUCAUUAACCUUUGGAAGCUGUCUAAAGGACCUUAAUCUCCACGUUCGGGUCAUUCACGCAAGUGGGGAUUGUGGAUAUGAUUACACAAGAGAAGAACACUGGAUCCGAUUUUCAUGUUUGGAUGUGCUCUGUGAGACCUUUGAGCAUGACCAAUUACGGUUCGUUCACAUUUAUGCCAGUAAUCCUGCAGAGCUUCCAGAGCUCAAAGAAGAUGAUGUGAUCCAUUUAACGAAUGCCUCGUUUUCAACGCAAGAGCCUGACGGACAGUUGAUCCGCGUGUCACGCCAAGAUGGUGGUUCAUGGGAUAUCAAUCCAGAAUAUGCAGAACCCUUAGCACCACUUAAUCACCAAUCCAUAAAACCAUAUAGAGAUUAA
This is a messenger RNA of Lobosporangium transversale, 423 nucleotides long. RefSeq lists its product as hypothetical. Lineage: Eukaryota; Fungi; Mortierellomycota; Mortierellomycetes; Mortierellales; Mortierellaceae. Bases 1 to 423 code for a protein of 140 amino acids. The transcript has 4 exons. The record is from RefSeq and is a predicted model, not a curated record.